Messenger RNA from Schizosaccharomyces cryophilus OY26, 1233 nucleotides. RefSeq names its product cAMP-dependent protein kinase regulatory subunit Cgs1. Gene Ontology annotation, biological process: regulation of protein phosphorylation. The record is from RefSeq and is a predicted model, not a curated record. Gene Ontology annotation, cellular component: nucleus; cAMP-dependent protein kinase complex. The coding region runs from base 1 to 1233 and encodes 410 amino acids. Gene Ontology annotation, molecular function: cAMP-dependent protein kinase regulator activity. NCBI's taxonomy places the organism in Eukaryota, Fungi, Ascomycota, Schizosaccharomycetes, Schizosaccharomycetales, Schizosaccharomycetaceae. The transcript is spliced from 2 exons.
AUGGUUGCAAAUGCUUCUUUUGACAAGCUCAUAGAGGAGUUAAAAACCCUUGUGAACGAGCAGUGUCCAUCUGAUGUCCUCCAACUUUGCUUCGAUUUCUUUGCUAGUAAACUGAGAAAUGAGCGUAAAGAGAUGCUUCGCAUGGAUGAAGUAAUGAGUGAAGGCAUUAGCGAAGAUGAUCUGAAUGAAAUGCCAGAAGAGCCUGAAGCGGUGGGUCCUGAAAAGCUGCACACUCCUGAAGCCGGUGGACUGAAAGAAAUGAACGUUUCAUAUCCUCAGAACUACAACUUCUUGCGAAGAAAAUCCGUUUCUGCCGAGUCUAUGAACCCCAACUCAUUUAUGAGGCUACCUCGACCACAAGUUCCCUUGAAAUCACCUGAAGAGCUGGAACAUUUGAAGAAAGCAGUGGGCCACAACUUUUUGUUUAAAAAUUUGGAUGAAGAGCGAUACUUGGAAGUGUUGAGUGCUAUGACGGAAAAGCGUAUUGGCGAAGCUGGUGUAACAUUAAUCGUACAGGGCGCAGAGGGUGACUACUUUUACAUUGUAGAAAAGGGCGAAUUUGAUGUGUACAAACGUAACGAACCAAAUAUUUCGACGGAAGAAGUACUGGCCACAGGUUAUGGUGAUUAUGUCGGUACAAUAUCUCCAGGGGAAUACUUUGGCGAACUCGCUUUGAUGUACAACGCACCUCGGGCAGCGACCGUUGUAUCCAAGACUCCCGACUGUAUUUUGUAUGCUCUGGAUCGAGCAAGCUUCCAUCGUAUCGUAUUUGAAAAUGCUUUUCGCCAGCGCCGUAUGUACGAGAGUUUACUGGAGGAAGUUCCCAUUUUGUCGGGUUUGGACAAAUACCAGCGUCAAAAAAUUGCAGAUGCCCUUCAAACCGUUGUUUAUCCAGCCGGAGGCAUUGUAAUCCGUCAAGGAGACAUUGGAAAUCAGUUUUAUUUAAUUGAAGAUGGUGAAGCAGAGGUGUGCAAAGAAGGCAAAGGUGUCGUGGUCACACUGGGUAAAGGCGAUUACUUUGGAGAAUUAGCUCUGAUUCACGAGACAGAGAGAACAGCAACGGUGCGUGCGAAAACGCGCCUAAAGCUGGCCACUUUUGACAAGCCUACCUUCAAUCGACUUUUGGGCAAUGCCAUUGACUUGAUGCGCCAACAGCCUCGGGCCGAGCUGGACUUCAAGAAAGAGGAAGAACAGAGGCGCCUUGAAUCUCCUCAUGGAACAACCGAAGCAUAA